This is a messenger RNA of Myripristis murdjan (pinecone soldierfish), 3177 nucleotides long. RefSeq names its product integrin beta 3a (gene itgb3a). The coding region runs from base 58 to 2421 and encodes 787 amino acids. Gene Ontology annotation, molecular function: fibrinogen binding; integrin binding; fibronectin binding. Gene Ontology annotation, biological process: integrin-mediated signaling pathway; platelet aggregation; cell-matrix adhesion. Gene Ontology annotation, cellular component: synapse; cell surface; integrin complex. Lineage: Eukaryota; Metazoa; Chordata; Actinopteri; Holocentriformes; Holocentridae. The transcript has 15 exons. The record is from RefSeq and is a predicted model, not a curated record.
UGAGCACAACGGAGCGCACAGCCGACGCCUGUCCAGCCGCACAGCCUCCCCGCAGCCAUGGGAACUUUUUCACACCGAUUACUGACACUUUUUCUGUUACUGUCAUCGGCAUCAGAGGUUUUCGGUUCCAACAUCUGCACAUCGCGAGGGGUGACCACUUGUCGACAGUGUCUGGCUAUCAACCCUGACUGUGCAUGGUGCUCUCAGGAGGACUUUGGAAGGGGGGGCUCCAGCGUGUCCCGCUGUGAUCUGAGGCAGAACCUGCUGGACGCGGGGUGUGAUGGAGCGUCUCUGGAGUUUCCCACCAGCAGCCUGACUAUCCAGGAGGACAAACCUCUCAGCAGCAAAGCCUUUGGGACGGCUGUCGACGUCACUCAGAUAAAGCCUCAAAAACUCCAUAUGACACUCAGACCAGACGAUGCUAAGCGCUUUACUGUGACAGUGAAGCAGGUGGAGGACUAUCCAGUGGAUCUCUACUACCUGAUGGACCUUUCUUUUUCAAUGGGAGAUGACCUGGCUCGCCUUUACCACUUGGGAAACGAGCUCGCCCAAACCAUGGGCCGCACCACGAGCAACCUGCGCAUGGGCUUCGGGGCCUUUGUGGACAAGGAAACGUCCCCCUACAUGUUCACUGCUACUGAAGAGGACAUCAAAAACCCUUGCAAAAGAAUUGCUCGUACGUGCAUACCCCAGUUUGGAUACAAGCAUGUGCUGACACUGACCGAGGAGGUUGAGCGCUUCACAAAGGAGGUGGGUAAGCAGGAGGUGUCCAGAAACAGAGACGCUCCAGAGGGAGGCUUUGAUGCGAUCAUUCAGGCAGCAGUGUGCAAGGAAAAAAUCGGCUGGCGUCAAGAUGCCUCCCACUUGUUGGUGUUCACCACUGACGCCAAGACUCACAUCGCCCUGGAUGGACGGAUAGCUGGCAUCGUCCAGCCAAACGAUGGCUUGUGUCAUCUUGAUGGUGAAAACAAUUACGACAAAUCAUCGUCUCUGGACUAUCCCUCUAUUGCACUCAUGAAUGACAAACUGUCUGCCAAUAACAUCAAUCUCAUUUUUGCUGUAACCGAAGACGUGGAGCCUCUCUUCAAGAACUACAGUGAGCUCAUGCCAGGCACAACUGUGGGAAAGCUGUCUCGCGACUCUGGGAAUGUUAUUCAGCUCAUUAAGGAUGCCUAUGCGAGGAUCCGCUCUAAGGUGGAGCUGGAGCUGCAGGACGUCCCAGAGGAGCUGUCUCUGUCCUUCAAUGCCACUUGCCUGAACGGAGAGAUCAUCCCUGGACUCAAGUCCUGCUCGGGUCUCAAGAUCGGAGACACGGUGUCGUUCAGCGUGGAGGCAAAGCUGCGUGGCUGCCCCAAGGACAAGAGCCGCACUUUUACCAUCAAACCUCAGGGCUUUAAGGACGCCCUCAGUAUCACGGUGGACUUUGCCUGCGAAUGUGACUGCGAGGCUCGCGCCGUGCCCGACAGCCCCGUGUGCAAUAACGGCAACGGGACCCACAAGUGCGGUGUGUGUGAGUGUCACCCGGGGCGACUGGGCCCCCACUGUGAGUGCGCAGAGGGCGACUACACUCCGUCCGAUGACGUGAACUGCAUUCAGAAGAAUGGGAGUUCCAUCUGCGGUGGAAGAGGGGACUGUGUGUGCGGACAGUGCUCCUGCCACAGGUCUGAGUACGGCCAGGUGUGGGGCAAAUACUGCGAGUGUGACGAUUUCAACUGCCUGCGCUUCAGAGGGAAGCUGUGCUCUGGAAAUGGAAAGUGUGACUGCGGUUUCUGCAAGUGCAACUCCGGCUGGAAAGGAGACAACUGUAACUGCACGACCCGCACCGACACCUGCAUGUCCAGCAUCGGCCUGCUGUGCAGCGGCCGAGGCUACUGUCAGUGCGGGGCGUGUGUGUGCACCCAGCCCGGCGCCUACGGAGACACCUGUGAGAAAUGCCCGACCUGCCCCGAUGCCUGCACGAUAAAGAAGGAUUGUGUGGAGUGUAAACACUUUAAGAGAGGACAGCUUGCGGACGACAACAGUUGUAACAGAAUCUGCAGAGAUGAAAUUAAGCCGGUGGAUAAGCUAGUCUUCCAUGAUAAGAAUGCCGUGAACUGCUCGUAUAAGGAUGAGAACGACUGCGUGGAGCACUUUCAGUAUUAUGAAGAUGAAAGUGGCAAGUCCAUACUGUUUGUGGUAAAAGAGCCAGAGUGUCCUGAGGGUCCUGACAUCCUGGUGGUGCUCUUGGCGGUGGCCGGAGCCAUUCUCUUACUGGGCCUUGCUGGCCUGCUCAUCUGGAAGCUGCUGGUCACCAUCCACGACCGCAGAGAGUUCGCCAAGUUUGAGGAGGAGAGAGCCAAGGCCAAGUGGGAUACGGGUAACAAUCCCCUGUACAGAGGAGCCACUUCCACUUUCACCAACGUCACAUACCGAGGGAAUUAAGGAGCACAAGCGGUGAGGGAAAAACUCAGGGGUGCACGACAGAGAUGCAAUGUAGCAACACAGAAACGGACGGGAUGAAGAGCCCUGUGCACUGUCACGUGACCAGCUACUGUAACCGCUGUCAACAAUGCUGUAAUUGUACAUAUUGUAAAAUAAAAUUUAAAAAAAGAAAUAAGAAAUAAGAAAAAGGUAUUAAAACUAUUCAAAUGUUUCACAAAUAUGGCUACAGGCCUAAUCUGGUUUUAUAGUAUGUCAUGUCCAAAGCAUUGUACUGUACAUGCAGUCAGGAGCCCAGUAAUUUAUGUAAUUGCAGCAGACCAGAUGUCUUGUAGAUGCAUAUUAAGACAAUUUUUCCGUCAAACUGUCUGUUUCAGUUUGAGCAGAUGGUCGGUUCGAAUCUGUCCGGUGUGUUCACUCCAAAAAGGGCUGACUAAGCCACUCUCUUAAAAUAUACAGAGCAUAUAGGGAAACUGCUGGUGCUUGAACAUGCGUCACUUUUGUAUUAAUCUCGGGAAGCUUUUCUACCCUUUGCAAUACUAACUCUAUCUCAGUUAGGACAAAAUGCCCACUUCUCGUGUUUUUAUGCCACUGAAAUGCUGCUGCUUUUUUUUUUUUUUUUUUAUUCACUUGUUGAAAUCCUCUCACAUGCCAAACCAGGUGUGUGUUUUUAUUGUUAUUGUUAUUUUUUGUUACACUCAAGCCUUGUUUUUGUAAAGAUGUUGCUUUGUGUUUGAAAUAAAACGAUUAAAAUUGGAA